Solanum stenotomum is the source of this 1011-nucleotide messenger RNA. RefSeq lists its product as uncharacterized. Lineage: Eukaryota; Viridiplantae; Streptophyta; Magnoliopsida; Solanales; Solanaceae. The record is from RefSeq and is a predicted model, not a curated record. The transcript has a single exon. Bases 1 to 1011 code for a protein of 336 amino acids.
AUGAAGGGUGAUGAUGAAGAGCAAGUUCAUGAAGAAGAAAAAUAUAUUGAUGAAGAAGAGAUUCCCAUCCAUAAAAACAUUGCAAAGGGGCUACAAAAAAAUGAAGGAAAGAGCACCUCAAUCCCAAAAUUGGUGAAACCUCUUCCCAAAAUAACCCCUCCUUUUCCCCAACAUCUCAAAAAGAAAAAUGAGGAUGAGAAGUUCAAGAAGUUUUUAUCCGUGUUCAAGACACUCUCUAUAAAUCUACCAUUAGUGGAAGCAUUGUUGGAGAUGUCGGGUUAUGCCAAAUUCAUGAAUGAGUUAGUCACAAAUAAAAGAAGCUUGGACUUCGAAACAAUUGAAGUCUCUCAUAGUUGUAGUGCAAUUAUGACUAAUCAGAAGAUUAAAAAGAAAGAAUAUUCGGGAGCAUUCACCAUCCCUUGCAUUAUCGGUAUGCUCCAAUUUGCCAAAGUUCUAUGUGAUUUGGGGGUAAGUAUAAAUCUAAUGCCUUAUGCAAUCUAUAAACAACUUAGGUUAGGUGAACCAAAAUCCACAACAAUGAGGCUUCUAAUGGCAGGCCGGUCGAUCAAGCACCCCAUGGAGAUACUCAAUGAUAUCUUGGUAAAGGUUGACCGAUUCAUCUUUCUGACCGAUUUUGUCAUCCUUGAUUGCGAGAUUGAUGCUGAAAUUCCCAUUAUUUUGGGACGACCAUAUUUAGCAACCGGGAGAGCACUAGUGAAUGUUGAAAGCGGGGAAUUGAAGUUCCGGGUGAACGAAGAUGAAGUCACCUUUAAUGUGUGUAAGUCAAUGAAGCACCCAAGUGAUAUUAAUGUAGUAUCGACAAUUGAUGUAAUUGAUGAAGCAAUGGCUAGUGUGAGCCAUUUGAUGUGUAUGAAUGAGCUACUUGAGGCUGUGCGUGCAAUCUAUGAUGAGACUGAUGUCCAAGGUUACGAUGAGGUGGUAUCUUCCCUUUCAGGAUUAGGGGAAUGUCCAAAGAAUCCAUUAAAGCUGGAUAUUGAUCUAAAAAAUUGA